Messenger RNA from Podarcis lilfordi (Lilford's wall lizard), 11114 nucleotides. NCBI's taxonomy places the organism in Eukaryota, Metazoa, Chordata, Lepidosauria, Squamata, Lacertidae. The record is from the annotation of a GenBank genome assembly.
GGAAGACGAGGAGGCGCGGUCGGGCGGCCUGCAGGGCCUGUGCCGCGUUGCUAUGGCGAUCUCGCAGCCCACGGCCAUGGCGGACGAGGAGUCGGAGCGCGACAGCGUCCACACGGGCGAGUCGCGGGAGCUGAGCGAGGAGCUGCACCAGGACCUGGCCCAGUUCUCCAUUUCCCAGCUGCACUCCUUGGUGGAGGAAGCCAGGUGCGGCGAGAAGAACCCGCGCGGCGGCUCCGGCUCUUCCUCCGACGCACACCCACUUGGGGCCCCUCAAAGACACCCCCUUUCCUUCCCCCCGACUGGCUGGCAGCCAUCCCUGUGGGCAAAGGGAACGACCUACCCUGGGGCGGCGCGGGUCUCCCGUUCACUUCUAUGGCAGAAAGCGGAGGAGCAUAGCUAGGGGGCAGGUUUGGCUGUAAAUCGCAUUCUAGCCAUCAGCCUUACUAAGGAUGGGUUUCACUAACUAAAUCCAAAUAAUAGCCAAGGUUACAUCCGUACCAUACAUUUAUAGCACACAUAUACCACCUGGACUGUCAUGGCUUGCCACUAAGUCUCCUGGGAAUUUUGUAGUUUGCACAUCACAGAGCUGUCAUUACCAGCACACUUAACAAGCUAAAGUUCCCAGGAUUCUUUGAGUGAAGAAAUGCACUUUAAAUGUGCUUUAAAGGUAUGGUGUGGAUGUAACCCAAGAUAUGGGGCUUUUCAGUUUUAUUAACCCCCUCCCCGCCAAUGCUAUGAAUAUGUGUGCUUUACCCUCUCUAGCCCUACAAUGUUGUUCCCCGACCUGUAAGGAAACAUGUCACCAAACUAUACUAAAUUCAGAAAACAAGCUCAAGAAAAAGUUCAGGAUGUGUGCUGUAAAUGGAAAAGUUACAGGAAACAGUGAUGCUGUGUGCAGACCUGUGGCAGUCACCCUGUAUGACUGCUACCUGUGGUAAACUUAAAUGGUAUACACACACUUUUCUCAUAUGCACUAAGAUGUUGAGAAUUUCAAGCAAGAAUAUUAUACCCCAGGAUAUAUUUUAAACUUAAUUUCAUUAGUUAAGGUGUUGAAUGUAACACCUUAAUAAAUAGGUAAGCCAGAAGGGGAAGUGAACGGCAUUUCCAUUGCCUAAGAGGGACUGGUACGGAAAAAAUAUUGGUACUAGACCCUAGGAUCAUAACUGAGAAACAGUGGCUUAGACAGAAGAUUAAACCAAGUAAUCUUCAAUAAAGAUUGUCCCACAGAAGAUGGAAAUAAUUUUCUCAAGAAAUGGAUGAAAUGGCAGUUCCAAGAAGAGGAAUUUUGUUGAUAUUUGUAAAUAUAUAUAUAUAUAUAUAUAUAUAUAUAUAUUUAGAGUUUAUGUGGGACAUUUUAAAGCAUGGGUAGGCAAAACUAAGGCCCGGGGGCCAGAUUCGACCCAAUCGCCUUCUAAACCAGGCCAACAGACGGUCCAGGAAUCUGUGUGUUUUUAUAUGAGUAGAAUGUAUACUUUUAUUUAAAAUGCAUCUCAGGGGUAUUUGUGGGGCAUAGGAAUUCGUUCUUCUCCCUCCCCCCAAAUAUAGUCUGGCAAGGUCUGAGGGACAGUGGACUGGCUCCCUGCUGAAAAAGUUUGCUGACCCCUGUUUUAAAGAGUAAACUUCAAAACUUUUCUUAGGUAGUUAUUGUUCCAGAAUUUAUUGCUGCUUUACCUCAAAUGCAACCCUCAGAGUGGUGCAAAAAUUAUGUUUCCUCUCUCUAAGGAGUAGGUUACCAUAGAUUGCAGCUUGAGGAUUUUGUCUUCCUCAGACUUUGCCUUAAUGGAUACUGCUGUCAUCCCUUUUGGUUUGUGACAUGCAUUGCUCACAUGAACCACUGGGUUUGCUCACCUAAUCUAUCAUCUACCUUCAGCCAUGACAAUGCCAUGCUCAAACUCGAGACAACAAUGUUUGAGAAGACUUUCAAUCGGCUUGAGCCAAGGGACUUGGUGCUGGAAAAGUUUGGCUCUUUGAUGGACAUGGGACAAGCACAACUUGUAAGUUAUGGGAUUAUUUUACAGAUACUGGUAUAGCUGUUAUGGCAGUAUUUGUGGUUUUGAUGGUGCAAAGAGUCUGCUCCCUUGUCCUUUGCUGAAGCUUAACUGGCCAGAGUGCAGAUGAGAAGCAGACUCUAAAUUUAAAGUGUUGUUUUUGUCCUAUAAAGCCUUAGGUGGCUCAGGACCUCAGUACCUUAGGAACUGCUUCUUCCUGCCUAGACCUACUCAGACCCUGCACUUGUCAUCUGAAGCCCUCCUCCAAGGGAGGGGCAGAGGGUGCCAGCACGAGAUUGGGCCUUCUCAGAGGUGGCUUGCAAGUGUGGAAUGCUCUCCCCAGAGAGAUGUACCACGUUCCAUCACUACCUAUAUUUAGACCACAUUCCUUUUCAUCCAGGCAUUUUGCUCUUAAUUGAUGUUCAUCUUUUAGUAGAUUAGGGAUGAUUUGCCCUUUUUAUAUUAUUACAGGAUGAGUAAUUUUAGUCAAUUAAUGUUCUUUUAUCUUUUUUAUUUAUUUUGAAUUUUGUAUCAUGUAUGCUUUUAUAAUUGUAAGUUGCUUUGAGACAUUUUUUGUAACAAGCAACAAAUAAAUAUAAUACUAACCAUAUAUUAUUGUUAUUGUUAAUAUCAGGCUGCCAAUCCAUUGUGUAUCCAGUUCACCACAAAUUUCAUCUAAGACACCUAACAAAGCAUGUUACUUAUUAAUAUUCAUAAAGGGGGAAAAGAAGAAACAAAUAUAGUGAUGGUAAUUUCUAGAGUUCAGUUGCACCUUUUGUGGCUUCUUAUUCAGAGCUGUGUGCUUCUAUCUUGCAAUCAUUUGGUUUCCAGGCACGAGGCAGGCGCAAAUCUAAAUCCCGGUUAACAGCAGAUCGUCUGGUGGGUCUGACGGUGGAACAGAAAUGUGACAUAGCACAACGGGAGCUGGAGGAGACGAAGGAAGACGUUCAGAGGUUAAAGGAAAAUUCAGAAAGGCUGUUGCAGAACUACCUGGUAUAGUUGCUCUGGGACAGGAAGAGGCAUGUGUUGUAUCGCUGUACUGAAGUGUGUGUUCUCUCCUCAUUGAGGCACCUGUUCAUGCCAGGUCAAAUUUAGUAAGUGAGCAGUGGUAUGCCAUUUUUGGCCCACUCAGUAGUAUCUGGUGAUUCAGAUGAAGAGGCACUUUUCUACCAAUCAAACUUAUAAUCCAAAGGCAGUUCAUUUAGUCAAGGCUGUAGACAACUGGUCUUCUUGAGAAGCGGAAGGCAGGAAAUGAUGGCACUUGAUAACAUUAAAACACUGGGCUUCAAGAUCCCCUGUAUUUUCUGGGCUUUAGCGCUGAUCUUGUUAUACAUUUCUGUGCAGUAGUACUUUGGGAAAGGCUUAAAAACACCAAUUUAUGGACACUCCAAGGAGCUGUGGGCUUAUAAAAGCCAUAGUUAAGGGGAGGAACUGCCUUUUAAAAGACUGUCAGUUUUGCUGUUGAUUGGGAAGAUACAUGCCAGGCUGCCUCUUGCAGAAUGUCAGAAUAUUCCUCUUUUGUGUAUUUUACAAUAGAUGCUGAAGAGCUAAAACUUGGGUUAAAUGUCUCUUUUCUGGAUACUUAAACCUGGAGUGCAUAGCUGGCCAGAGUGGGUGGCUGUUUAUUUUGUCUGCCAAUGAAACCACUCUUUUCCUCAUUCAGUAUUUCAGUAUUAUAAACACAGCAGGAGCUAUGGCAUGAGAAAUACAGCUGAAGUGCUUGGCAGUGCCAUUUGCUCACACAGGCUCUUAUGCAUGGAGUUUGGGGAGCCCAGUUAGGGUUAGUUCCAAGAUUAUCAGUUGCAAUAACAUGGUCAGGUUUGGAAAGCUUUUCCAAUGGAAUGUGACUUUCAAGGUGGGAACUGAGCAAGGGAGAUAAACAAAAACAUUAUUUGGGCCUGCACCAUCUGCCCUGUGGGAAGGAAAGGGGGGAAGCAAGAGAGGCAGGAAACAUCAGUGCCUGCUCCGUUGGACUCACCCACUCAUAGGCAACUUUACAUUUUAUAUCAUGUGUUGGAUUGCAAUUUUAAAAUACUAAAAGAACCCUGGGUGCCUUGGCAGAAAGGCAGCAUAUAAAUGUAGUAAAUAAAUAAUUGCUGGACAUCUUACCAUCAGUUAGGCAUUGCUCAUUAACAGUCAUAACAAUUAAUGGUCUUGGGCAAGGAGUUCAGCUGGAGUACCACAGCCAAGCCAUUCAUGUUUGCCACCUACUGCUUGCUGCUGGUCUCCACCUUUUUAACUCAAGAGUUUACAGAACACAAUGCUUUGUCCCCGGGCAGCAGCUGGUCAGCAUGGUUUUCCAUGAGAACAAAUCAAUGACAUGCAGCCUUCCUUUACUGACGGUGCAAUCUGAAUUUGGCAGGCUGUCCUGGAGGAAGCAGACAUCCGCCUAGUUGACAUUAAGAAAGCUGUGCAGGACUUUGACAAAGAUAUAGUCAAAACCAUCACCAAGAAGAAAGGGAGUGUCAUCGCCUCUGAAAAAGUGCUAAGAUACAUGGAAGAUAGGAUACGCUACAGGGUAAGUGGAGAGAACAUUGAGGAGUCCCACCAGCUGCUCUCAUUUUGCUCUGUUAGCCGACUGAGAACCUUGGUAAAACAGCCUGAUAGUGGGACCGUCAGUGUCUCUAAUCGUCCUGCAUAUGUUCUUGUUUUGUUAGAUACCAGCAACUGAGUGCAGUAGCCUGUAGACAUCAUGGUGGAUCCCACCAAACAGUGGCAUACAUUCAGACGCCUUAAGCAAUCUUUGUCAUUCAGAGGAGGACUUCCUGAGAAAUGUGUCUAUUUCAGAGCAUUCUUAUUCCAUAGAAUACAUAUCUUGACAUUAUAAAGCUGAAUCAGUAGAUAGGAUGGAUAUUUAUCAUUAAAGAACCAUACCUAACCCUGUACCUGUAGCCUUAACAUGCAGAAAUAAAACAGGUAAAGCUCAUCCUCCUAUCUCCAUGCCAGCUUCACCACAUUUCUACAUGUUAUAUUACAUUUCAGCCUGGUAAAUACAUAGGAGUGGGGCCAAUGAAAAAGAUGGCAACUGUAUCUAUGAAGUCCCAGUUCUGAUCUUCAUCAACUUUUCCUCUAUUCAGUCUUUCAGAGAAUGGCUAUUGCCUGUGCAAGGCAAUAGCAAUAAUAAUGAGCAGCUGCCAUUCCUUCUAGUUUAACUGCAUCAGGGUUGAGAGCUGUUUAUACACAAUUAUACACAAUUGUAUAAUUGCUCAAAAUACUUAUGAGAUGCACCUAACUCUUUGGCCUAAAAUAGAGUUCUGUGCAACUCAAAAGUCUUCACACAUGUUAGAGUUGAGAGGCAAUUCCAUUUGGAUACAUGUAAGGUCCAAGGCAAAGCAGCAUUCCUGUUAUUACCUGGGAGUUUCCUCUGGAGAGCUUUGCCGCCAGGAGUGAUUGGUCACAGCCUGCAGGGUAAGUGCUCAUCUCCCAGCCACACAUAAAGUACAUGUAAAUGCAGGCAAACUUUAGCAGCAAGCCUGAGAAAGAAAUUAGGUGACUUUCUUUUUCAGGAUGUACUGAAAGAGAAAAUUCGUUUGAAAAAUGAUUCCCUGAAAGUCCAGAAGAAGAAGAUGCAAAUGCAGCUCAAGCAGGUGCGUAAACUGCAAGUUUGUGAAGCUGCAUCUCAACAGGCCAGUCUCGCCUCAGGUGUUCCAUUGCUUGGUGUCCCAUGCAUUCCAUGUUGUUGCUCAUUGAUCAGGAGUAUCUCCAUAAGUAGAACACCAGAAUCAUCAAUUCAGAAAGAGCACCCAACAUUUGGAACAUGUCCUCUUUUAAAACCAUCCAAAUUUGACUAUCACUGCCUCCUUUGGGAGCAAGUUCCACAGGUUAACUGUGCACUACUGUAUGUGAAGAAAUGCUUUCUUUUAAAUGUCCUGAAUCUUCCAACUUUCAGCUUCAUUGGAUGUUCUAGUAUUAUGAGAGAGGGAACAAAACUUUUACCUGCUUUCUCCAUGCCAUGCAUAACUUUAUAAACUUAUAUCCUUUCACCUCUUAAAUGCCUUUUCCCUAAACUAAAAGGUCCCAAACACUGCAACCUUUCAUGGAGGAGUCACUCCAUCCCCUUGAUCAUCUUGGUUGCUGUUUUCUGAACCUUUUCCAACUCUACAAUAUCCUUUCUGAGGUGAGGCAACUAGAACUGUACACAGAGAAACCUGCUAUGUACUUGGGCUCCCUGGUCAGUGACCCACACUGUUCUCGGUUGGUCUGCAGAAGGAGGAACUCGGGGAGGCACUACACGAGGUCGAUUUCCAGCAGCUGAAAAUCGAGAAUGCUCAGUUCCUGGAGAAGAUUGAUGAGCGGAACCAGGAGCUGCUGCAACUGAAGCUGACUGUGGGCAACGCUAUCCAGGUCCUCAAUUUCUACAGAGUAAGUAGAGCAGUCCCACAGUACUCUCUCUCUCCCCUGCUCUUUGGUUCCCCAUACAUGGCUUAAGAUGGCUGCUGGAAGAGACCUGGGAUCCAACUGCCUGCACUUCCCUACUGAGGGGGACAGUGCUGCUGUAGACCAAAGCUCUGCUCUGUAACCAGCAAUUAUUCUGCUAAGGAGUAAACACAGCUUUUCCUCCAUCUCUUCCGUUGCAGAGCAGAGUUCCAAUGGUCAGAAACAUUGUGCAAGAGGGUUAAAUGCUCCCUUCUCCAAACUGCAUUCUCAUUCAUGAUUCUCCCCCACCUGCCCAUGCCCUCUGCAAUGGGGGUAGGGGUGCUGAUAUAAAAGCAAUGCUUUUUGGACAGGGAGAGUUAAAUUGAUCAAGUUGAUUCCUAGAGAAGAGGGACAGAGAAUAGGAAAGGAAAUGGCAACAGUCCAGAAAAUGGCCAGAACAAUUUAAUCAGCGAGAAUAGAAGUGGAGGAAGGGGGUAUAUUCACUUGGGUAAUUGUGUGCUAUUGAAUUGGGGUUUUUUAAAGUUGAAUAUUCUGGGCUCUGAAAAGAAAAAGAGGGGGAACUGAGUAUGGGGAACAUGAUGUUUGUUCAUGAUGUCAUGCAAAUAACCUGUAGAAAAUGAGUGUGUAAAGCAUAGGACCCAACGUCUAGGGGCCGAUCUCCCUUUGGUCCCUCCCACUAAAAUAUUUGAGGGGGCUGUGCCCCCUCCCCAAGUUGAUGGGCAUUGCCAUUCAAAUGGUGUGCAUGAGCCAUGUCUUGGGAUCAAUUAUGCGGGUCAGAGCUUACCUGCCCCCUCCCCCAUAUUUUAUUCAAGUUGGUACCCCUGGUAAAGCUUGGCUAUUCUGCAGUAAAUGUCUAGUGUGGAAGCAAGCUAAAAGAAGGUCUGAGUCUCUCUGUCUCUCUCUCACACACACACAUCCUGAAAGAGGCACCAUUUUGGACUAGUGGGUACCUUUUGAAUUUUGAAUUUAGGGGCUCCAGGCACAAAAUGGCUACCAUGGGGGGGGCUUGGCAUAAUGCAAAAUUGGAGGGACAACUGUCCCUGAAACCUUAUGCUUACCAUGGGAAGCUUCCCCCACCCCAAAGGAAGAUCCCACUGUGUGCAAAUGAGCCUAUAAGAAUCAAAACGGUGGGACUUGGUCCAGGAGGUUGUAUCAUCCUGGGCCAAACUUAGAGGAGGAUGAGCCUAGGGACACAGGACUCUUGGUCCAUUUGGCUCAAUAAUGUCUGCACCAACUGACAGCUGUUCUCCAGGACUUCAGACUCAGGGGCCAUUCCUAGCCCUUCCUGGAGAAUCCAUCGAGAGUUGAACCACGAACCUUCUGCAUUCCAAGCAGAUGCUCUUAACCUCUUAGCUUUGGCCCUUUCCCAAAAGCUUCUGGAGCAUAUUUCACUGUCCAGAAGAAGGGAUUUCAGCAGGAGUCUCUUUUUCUGCAUCUCUUCAAAUCUCUUCUUUGCACUACUGUCUUCAUUUUCACUUGGGCAUUAUUCCCAGGGAAUAAUCCUGAUAUAUCACCAGCUAAACAUUGCAAUAUAUCAAUAUAUCACAAUAUCUGAAAUAAGGAUGGAACUUUGUAAAGGCGAACAUAAUUUUGUGAACAUACUUUAUACUUCCAUUCUGGAUUUAGUGUCUGUGCUGGCUACUGAAACCUCAUUUUCCAGUUACAGCUGUUCCGUGUGUGGCCAGGUAGCAUUCAGACAUGCAAAGUAAAUCUGGAUGCUGCCUUCUGAAAGUUCCUUCUGCUUAGGUAGACACAGGCCAUCCAACCUUCUUUUCACUCUCAGUCUGGAUCAACUUGUUUUAUUUCAGAAGAAACUGUAUACCGCAAUGACCCUGGCCACCAACCUGGUGAAAGAUAUUGCCCAGAGAAAGGAGUCUCUGGAAAAAAUUGAACAUGAGGCCAUCCUCGUUGAGGAGGUAGGACUGAAGGGAGGGACAGGAGCUAUUUAACUGCAAGCAAAGGUUUUAAAGUAACAGUGACAGGAUCAACUUACUGGGAUUAUUUGUGAAUGAUGGUGUUGCCGCCAGGAACAAUGUCCAGUUUACUGGCUCCUAAUGUAUUUUUAUUAUUUUUUAUUGUUAAUGCAUGUGAUUUUUCAGGCUUGUGAGUCAAAGUAGAGCAAAAAUGAUCCCAGGAGAAAAAUCAGUACACUAAGGGAGGACUUUGUAUUAUCUGGGAACUAAUUUGCUUGCUAUAAGUGAUGCUGAAAAGCCUGGACAGGGACUUUCACAUUUUCAGGAAGAAAAGUGUGAAUGGUUGCAAACUGAAGAUGGUUUAUUUGCGUGGAUCAAGAGGGGGAGUCCUCUGACUAAGGAAAGAAUGUCAGGAAAGGCUCAGUGCCUCUUUAUCUUCCGUGGGUUGUACGUUCAGGAUAAACAGCUAUUUCCCUUACUCAGAAAAUAGGGUGGGUUACCAGCAGGAGCCCUGCAGUGUCUGGCUUCAGAUGAAAACGGCCAGUCAUCAGGUGCAGGUGCUUCCCCCAGAGUAAAGGACCGGUGCAGGGUCCAACUACAUAUUACAGUGAAGAUCUGUGAUCAGCUCUCCAAACAUUUUUAUUUUUACUUUAAAGAAGUCACUGGGGGUUCUGAAUGUGAUUGGUGUAUUGAUGUUGGAUGAAGAGGUGUUUAGCCCUUUCUCCCCCUGCCAUUUCCCUGAUCUAAAUUCCUGUCCCCACCCCACCCCAUACAAUGCAAUGAAAUAAAACUAAAGAGAGUCUCUCAUCAAAAUACUUUUCUUUUUUCCUUUUUUUUAUAGGAACGGUUCAAAGCCGAGGUCCUGAACAAAAAGCUACGGAAACAACUGGCAGAGUACAAAGUGCCCCCUGUCCUCGACUAUGUCCAUGAGAAGAUGGCAGUACAUGAACUGGAGAACAUCAUCAAGAUCUGGGAGAGGAAGGUGGAAAUUGCAGAGGUAUGAGCAUGCUGGUCUUACAUCUGGGCACCUGUGCCACAGGGGUGACCACAGCGAGGUCUGUGUUAAACCUCUGUUCUGCCUCUGAACACAAACUUGGCACUGAUGUGGGCAAUAUGUGGCCAAGUGCCUCAUUGUUAUACUCAACACCAGGUUAAAGAGAGGUAAAAUUCCCUAUUGGAAAAGGGUGUUCAGAUUGUGUGCAGGAAGUGGAGUUGGGGAUCAGUGUAGGGAUAGCCCUGAACUUGAAGAGAUGUGGCUAUGGACAAAAACUCCACUUUCAACCUGUUGCCUUUGGCAUAUCCUUUCUUGUCCUUGUUCUCUCCCUUGCUGGUUUGCAGAGCAGGGUUUUAUUUAAGCUUUCUAGGAUUGUGAAGGUGGCAGUAGAGCAUCAGGAAGUAGAUAAGCCUGCAGAUAGUGGAUGCUGUUUCUGGAGCACUCUGAAAUGAUAUUACUCCACGGUGCAGAUACAGGAGGAGAAGCGGCCUCUCUGUAUAUGUGUGGUUUUUUCUCCUUGCUUGGAGUUUAAAAGAGGAGCAGAAUGAGGAUGAGCAAGCAAGAGAGGGCCAGGAACAGCUGAUCCACCCACCUUAGGGGCAGGAACUUAGAGAGCAUUUGUCAUUUAGGGUAAAUAGAAGGCAUGCAAUAGUUGUCCCCCUCCCCCUUGGUCUGGGUUUUCUUUCUCAGUCUCUCUCUCUGUCCCUCACUCCCAGCUCAGUUUCUUACUGCUUUCCUCUUUUCCCCUCUUCCGUCUCACAGAUGGCCUUGCGGGGCUACCAGAGUACUUGGCACAAGGCAAAGCUGGCAAGUCAACAGCUGCAGGCUCUUCUCCCAGAGCAAGGGAGCAACUGAGAAGGAGAGAGCUGGACAAAGGCACUUUACCAAGGGCACAGUUGCCUAGCCUUGGAAGAGAACAGUAGUCCCUGUAGCACAUGCCUCCUGCUUCCUCUGUCUUCUUUGGCUCUCUCUUCCUGACAAGGUAUUUGCACCAGGGUCUCAGGACCCCUGCAGUUGUUGUCCCCUUUCCCUUUCUGCUCCCCUGUGAUGAGUUACUUUAUAAGUCAUCAAUAUAUCUGGCUAUAUUUACCACUUUGGAGUCAUUUCAUACCACAUGGUUCUAAGGAGAUUGAAUAAGGAGGGUUUGAAGUUUAAUUGUCCAAAUGGGACUUCUGGGGAAAUGACAGAUGAGCAUAACAGCACUCACCAUAUCUCAGCUGUGCAUUUCUCAGAAAUGUCUGCUGCUUAACCUGCCACCAUCCAGCAUGUCAGAAGACAGGGCAUGAGGCUUUUAGAGAGGAGGCCUUCAGGCUGGCCUAACUUGGCUGUAGAAACGGGAAGAAGCUCCCCACUGUAGUAGUCAUAAUAGAUGGGAUCAGACUGCUUGGCCCGUGACUCAGCUGGCCCUUCUGGGAGCUCCUGGCUGUCUUCUGUGAGGUGCUCUGUAUGAUUAAGGCUGGUGUGGUCUGAGAAGUCAAUGGCUCUCUCCUCCCCAAUGGGUUCAAAUAUCCCUUCGCCCUCCUCCAUGGGAGGUCUGAAGGGGCUGUGUCUUGAGUCAGGGAUGGGAGAGGCCGGAGCUCCCCACUUUGCUGUGGUGGUCACAAUCCAGUCGCCAUAGGAAGACACUCUGGUGUAGAGAAACGGCCCAUAGCAUCUCAUACCGCCCUUGGUCAUCACUCCCUUCAGCACCCACUGCCUUGUUCCAUCUGCCUGGCACAUGACCGGGUUGCCUGGGUAUCCCUUUGGAAGAGGAAAAAAGCAAAGGUGCCUUUAUUUAUUCAUUUCAAAUACCUCUCCCCCACCUCUCCACAUGCAGUUCAAGACAACUGACAGAGAAAUCAU